Molecule: messenger RNA, 1377 nt
Organism: Alternaria alternata
Lineage: Eukaryota; Fungi; Ascomycota; Dothideomycetes; Pleosporales; Pleosporaceae
Product: mannosyltransferase
Exons: 2
Coding region: 1-1377 (458 amino acids)
Molecular function (GO): GDP-Man:Man(1)GlcNAc(2)-PP-Dol alpha-1,3-mannosyltransferase activity; alpha-1,3-mannosyltransferase activity
Source: RefSeq, a predicted model, not a curated record
AUGGCGGAAAAGAAGGAGCACGUCGUCUUCUUCCACCCCGACCUGGGCAUUGGCGGGGCGGAGCGCCUGGUCAUCGAUGCCGCAGUCGGCCUUCAGAAUCGCGGGCACAAGGUCACCAUCUUCACAUCGCACUGCGACCCGCAACACUGCUUCGAUGAGGCGCGCGAUGGAACCCUCGACGUACGAGUGCGCGGAAACACCAUCGUCCCUUCAACCAUCUUCGGCCGCUUCGCUAUACUCUGUGCCAUCCUGCGCCAGGUGCAUUUGAUACUCCAGAUUGCCCUGUUCACCGAAGAACUCCCAAAACUCGCGCCUUCCUCGUUCUUUGUCGACCAGCUCAGCGCUGGCAUUCCGCUCUUGCGCCUGCUACAGCCCCGCCCACGUGUCAUCUUUUACUGCCACUUUCCCGACAAACUACUAGCCAAGAAGGGCGGACUGCUGAAGACACUAUACCGUGGGCCUUUUGACUGGCUCGAGAGCUGGAGCACGGGAUGCAGCGACACCAUUGUCGUCAACAGCAACUUCACCAAGAGCAUUUUCGGCGAGGCCUUUCCUGCCCUGAAGCACCGCGAGCCUGGCGUUGUAUAUCCCUGCGUAGACAUCACCGCAGCCGAGUCGGUCGACGAGGUCACGCCGUUGUGGAAGAACAAAAAGGUGCUCCUCAGCAUCAAUCGCUUCGAGAAGAAAAAGGACGUAGCACUUGCAAUCAGGGCAUUUGCGGGCUUGUCGCCUAGAGAGCGCGAGGAUGCACGGCUGGUAAUCGCAGGUGGCUAUGAUCCCAGAGUGCCCGAAAAUGUUUCUACAUAUACCGAGUUGUGCCACCUGGCAGAUUCACUCAAGCUGAAGCACGCGACUGCUAAGACCGUCAUCACUGCCCAAGCCAUUCCUGACGACAUUCCGAUUCUUUUCCUCCACUCUGUUCCGAAUGCUUUCAAAGCCGCGCUACUACAUACCUCGCGCCUCCUUGUGUACACUCCUUUGCAUGAGCACUUUGGCAUCGUACCGCUAGAAGCCAUGUUGGUAGGCACACCGGUCUUAGCCGCUAAUGAAGGUGGACCCACUGAAACAGUCAUAAGCGGCCAGACAGGUUGGCUGCGAGACGUCGCCAAGGUACAGGACUGGACCGAGGUCAUGCGCAUUGCGCUCGAAGAUGGCGAAGGUGAGGAACGGCUGAAAGAGAUGGGCAAGUGGGGCAGGGAUAGAGUUGUGGCCGAAUUCUCCAAAGAGAAGUUGGCUGAGAGGCUGGAGACGGAGAUCAGUGGCAUGAUGCAGAAGAGUGUUCGCCCGCCACUGAUACCAUUUGCCGCAGUCAUUCUAGCUGUAGGCUUGAUGGGCGCCCUGGCUGCAGUGAGCAUGGUACUAGCUUUGAAACAAUAG